This is a messenger RNA of Dreissena polymorpha, 8658 nucleotides long. Its product is annotated as golgin subfamily A member 4-like. Lineage: Eukaryota; Metazoa; Mollusca; Bivalvia; Myida; Dreissenidae. Gene Ontology annotation, cellular component: Golgi apparatus. Gene Ontology annotation, biological process: Golgi vesicle transport. Bases 112 to 7428 code for a protein of 2438 amino acids. The transcript has 28 exons. The record is from RefSeq and is a predicted model, not a curated record. Gene Ontology annotation, molecular function: small GTPase binding.
AUACGUGUCAUGCAUGCGCAGUAAUACCGCUUCCGGUUAAACAACUGUUAAUUUUGUAAACAUUUACUUAACUUUGCCAGUCACUGGCAAUAAGAAAACAUAUCUUAUGCGAUGUUUAAAAACUUAAAAAAGAAAUUAGAGCAAGGCGUGAGUCAAUCGCCGCUCAAAGGAGCUCUUACGUCUGCUUCCAGAUUACUAGAAGACAAGAUCAAAGAUGGUGACCCACCACUCGCGGAAAGCACACCAAAGAAGAAAGCAGGCUCUGAGGACAGUAACCAGUUCAGCAGUUCUGAUGUGUCUGGCUAUGCUACGGCUAACCAGUCUGUGGAAGGAAGCCCGGCAAAUGUGCCUACGGGGCAGCUGAUUGAUAUUCCCCUGCAUUCACCAAACAAUCAGACAGAGGCAGGUGAUGUCACACCCCGGGCCUCUCGUUCCCGCACUUCCUCCAUCAGCUCCAUGACGAGUGAAGGGUCGUUCUUCACCAACAUGAGCUUCAGUAACAUGCAGUACAACCUCCCGUCUGACCUGGAGUCAGAGAUGGAUGAGAGCGGGACGGACCUGAACACUGUCUCGAAGGAGGACCUGUACCACUAUAUACAAAAAUACCAGAGACGAGCCACAAGGUACAAAUCCAAGUUCAUGGACCUGGUGGCCGUAUACAAAGACAUGGUACAAGAACGAGACAAGUUCAAGUCGACGUUGACCCAAACUCAAGACCGGGCUUUCCGUCGUAUCUCGGAGCUGAAAGAGCAGAUUGCCCUGGACCAGCAGGCCAAGAGAGACCUUGAGGAGAACUAUAACCUUGUCAUAGAGGAGAAAGGAGAGUUUAUAACAGUCCUUCAAAAACAGGUGGCACUCCUGAAAGAGGGAAAAGACAUCCCACCAGAACUUCAGGAUAGAAUCCAGGCAGCAAGGGCCCAGCAGCUGCAACAACAACAACAACAACAGCAGCAACAACAACAGCAGUUAGAGGCAAUGCCCUCGCAGCAGGCUGAACUGGCAGCAUUGCAAGAAAAGGUAAAACACCAGGAGGGGUUGUUGCAACGCUGCAAGGAGAUCAUAAAAUCCAGCAAGGAGAAACAGGCGGCCAUGCUGACAGAUAAAGCACGUGUGGACCAGGAGUUGAGUGAGCUGCAAGUCCAGUUUGAAAAACUGCAGAGUUCCCCGGAGACAGUGAGUAAGUUACAGCAACAGAUACGUCAGGCCCGAGAGGUGAUAGAACAGUUAGAGACAGACAGACAGAUAGCUAUCGCAGAGGUGAAGCAGCAAGUUCAUGAAGAGAUGGAGAGGAAGGAUGAAGAAAUCUCAAGUUCCAGGUCACAGGCACAGACACUCGGUCAGGAGAAUACGCAGCUGAAGGAGCGCAUAGAAAAGCUGGAAAAAGCUUCAACAGAUCAGUUGGAGAAAUCCCGUGAAAUCAUCAAGCGUUUGAAAGCGGAGAAGUCAGAGGCUAUUGCUGAUCUGGAGUCCAGACUGAAGGAGUACGAAACAAAGAUGAACAUGGAGAAUGAGAACCUGCAGAAACAGGGCAGUGACACAGUGAAUCAGGAACAAGAGUUGGCCCAACUGCAAGCGAGACUUGCACACAGUGAGGAAGAUUUCAGACAGAUGAACGAACAGCACAACCGCACACUUCAGGAGAGCAGAGAAUUGGAGACGCUGGUCCAACAGAUGCAAGCUGAGGCCGACAGACAGAAGGAGGAAUAUGAGAGACUGGUAGGGGAGGCCCGUCACACGACAGAGACCAGUCUGGCCCAGUUGGCUGCCGACCACGAGAAAUACGUGGCCGAGAUCCUUACCCAGCAUGAGACCAGCCUGCAGGAGAAGGCUGAGGAACAUACAGCGCAUGAGAGGGAGCUUGUCAAUAGAUACGAGGCUCAGUUGAAGGCUGCUAGUGAGGACCAAGUGAGAGUCAGUGAGUCAGCCAGUCAGGUCACUGAGCUACAGGAGGCUCUGAAAGAGAGACAAGAGCAGUUGGACAAAGUCAACAUAACACUGAACACUCUCAGGGCCGACCUCUCUCUAAAAGAGCAAGAGCUGGAGCAACGAAGCCUGGAGUUCAGGACCAAAAUGGAAGAAGCAAACAUCGGUUACCGGGAGCAACUCGCUCGCUGUGACGAGCUACAGGCAGAACUGGACAACAUGCGCACAGAAUACGAGACUGGUCGUGCCGCCAUGGAAACGGAGUUGGCGGAACUGCGCAUACACAUCAUGGCGACAGAGGAACGGAACCAGGAGAUGGUUGAAGAGAAUAAUAACCUACAGAGGGACCUUCAGACACAUGCAGAGUCCACUGCAGCCAUUCAGACUUUGCAAGGCGAUAACGCGAACCUAAUGACGGAACUGACCAGUCAGAGAGAAGCGAACACGGAGUUGCAGUCCCGUCUAGACACCCUGCAAUUUGAGCUCAACGCUGACUCGGAACAAAGGCAUAAGAGUCUUGCCUUACAGGUGAGUGAGUUGGAGAAAGAAAAACAGGAGGCAGAAGAGUUGAGACUGAAGCUACAGAUGUUAACACUGGAGUCAGCACAUAAGGACGCAGAGCUGGGCCGACUGACUUCUGAAACCUCAGAUAAGGCAGGUGUCAUUGUAGGCCUUGAGCUGGAAAAAGAGCAGGCCAAGAACGAUGUGACUGAGUUGGAGAACAUGGUUGAAGGCCUUAAAUUAGAGAAAGAUCAAGCGGAGAACAGUCUGGCAGAGUUAGAGAAAGCGUUGACUGAGAUGAGAGAGACUCGCACUGAAUUGGAACAUGAGUUAAAGGACUGUAAGUCUCAGUUAGAGGACUUGAAGGGGCAAUUAGAGAAGGUAAAUCAGGUGAAUGUAGAACUUGGUAAAGAUUUGAAUGAGCAGAAAAUUGAUAUGGAGACGAAGGUUUCUGGUUUGGAAAAUGAAAUGAGAAAAGCACAUGAGAAAUUAGAAGAAACCAAGAAAAUUCAUGCUGAUGACAUUAAUAAAUCUGAAGAGAGUUUUAAAGUGCAGUUAUUGGAAAAGCAGAAUCAAUAUAAGGAAAGUUUCCAGAAAAUGAAGGAAAAGUUUCAAGAAAAGGUUAAGGAGAAAGAAAAUAUGUUUGAAUCUAAAUUGGCAGAAUUAAUGAAAGAAAAAGACUCGACUUCAGUGGAAAUAAGUGCAAAUUUGGAAAGCCAUUACCAGUCUGUGAUUAAUGAUCUGAAAACAGAAUACGAGCAACAGGUAGAGAAUUUAAAGACAGAAAUUAGUAAGCAUGUGGAAGAUCUGCAGUCUGCAGAGAAGCGGUUUAAGCUUCAGGAGACUGAAAUGAGAACGGAGAACAACAAUGUGAAGGAAAACUUAAUGCAGGAACUUCACAAAGCCAAACAAGAAUUAUUAGCUUUAGAACAAAUCCAUACACAGCUUGUACACAAAAAGAGUGAGCUUGACAACCAUAAUAAACAACUUGAACAGAAAUUAGAAUACAUUACUCAGCAGUUGCAACAGUCUAAAGAACAAGCUUCGCACGAAGUUGUUUCAUUAGCUGAGAAACAUGAUUACGAAAUGAUAGAAAAGAAUAACAAGAUAUCAGAACUUUCCAGUGCUCUCACUGAUGUAAACAACACAAAUACCUCAUUAGAAGAAAUGCUAAAAGAAAUUAGUUCACAGCAACAAUUUAAAGAUGAUAGGCUAACAAACUUGAUAGAAGAAUAUGAAGCAUUUAAAACUGAAAUGCAGGGAAAAUGUGUUGCUUUGGAGAGUGAAGUAUCCAAUCUGACUGAACACCUCAAUAAAAAAGAAUCAGUGAUACAGAAAAUCUCUGAUGAGCGCGCAGACUUUGAACACAAACUUAAAACCCACUAUGAAUCCAGACUCAGUGAUAUGGCACAAAGUGACGAGGAGUUACAGAGCCAGCUGAAAAUGCUCAAUGAUAAACUCACUGCUACAGAGCAGAAACUUCAAGACUGUAUAGGAGAUUAUGAGAGACAAUUAGAUGAAUACAGAGGAAAACUAGACAGACAGGGUCGGGCGCUAAGUGAAGAAAAAGAAACACUUGCUGCCAAACUGUUUGAGAUGACUCAACAAGCUCAAAAAGAGACAGAGCAACUUCAACAGACUGUAUCUGCAAAACAUUUCGAUGUUGAGAAACUUAAUGAACUUAAUGAACAUCUAGAAAAAGAAGCUGAACGUUGUAAAACUGACAGUAAUGAAUUGAAAAAUCAACUACAUGAACUUAAUAAAGACUUAAAUGAAACUAAAACAAAUUUAACGGAUCUGUCUAGAAAACAUGCUGAUCUUGCAACUGAUUAUGAAACAAAAUUGAUAGCAAUUAAAGAUUUGACAGAAAGGUGUCAAACAUUAGAUGCCUCUGCUAAAAGUGAAAAAGAGUGUCAUACGACUGAACUGCAAAAUCUAGAAAAGACCUGGAUAGAUAAAAUGAAAGCUCUUAAGCAGAAGUACACAGCAAAGUUGAAGGAGAUACAAGGAAACUGGGAAGAAAAGGUUCAUAAAGUUGAAGAGGAUUUGAAACAGAAGGAAGAUAAAAUGAUUAUCCUUGAAGGAAACUUUAAUCAAGCUAAUGAUGAAAAAGAAGCAAUAUCCUCUGAUCUAGCUCAUGCCAACACGAAACUACUGCAGUUGGAACAAAACAGAGAUACCAUACAAGAAUUGGAGCAGCAGAUUGCUACUCUUAAAACACAAGUGUCAGAUAAACAGGGAUUAGAGCAGCAGUUGACACAAACAAAAUUUGAACUAGAGCAACAACUUGCAAUGCUUAAUUCCCACCUGUCUGAUAAACAACAAUCAGAGCAACAGUUGACACAAACUAUAUUUGAUUUAGAGCAACAACUUUCCUCUUUCAAGUCCCAAUUGUCAGAUAAACAAGAAGUUGAGCUUAAACUUAGUCAAUCAAAGUUUGAUAUGGAAUCAGAACUUGCUACAUUAAAAUCUGAUUUGGAAGAUAAAAAGGACAAAGAACAGGACUUGUUAAAAUCAAAAUCUUCACUAGAGCAAGAACUAAGUGCACUUAAAUCAGAACUGUCAAAUAAGAAGGAAAUAGAGCAACAAUUAACAAAAUCAAAAACAGACCUUGAGAAACAAGUGAUUGCCUUAACGACUGAACUAUCAGAGAAGAAGGAAUUUGAGCGACAGUUAACAAUAUCUAAAUCAGAAAUGGAGCAACAGUUGAUUGUUUUAAAAUCAGAGCUGUCAAAUAAAGUAGAGCUUGAGCAGCAGCUAACAAGCACAAAAAGUGAGCUUUCAAAUAAACACGCCCUUGAACAGCAAGUGAAUGUUUUAAAAGCUGAACUGUCAGCUAAACAAAAAGCAUUGCAAGAACUUCAGGAUGAUUAUGGUACUUGUCAGGACCAAAUAAAGGCAACAGCAUCAGCUGUUGAAGAGAAAAAAGAACAAAUGCAACUAGAACUGAGAGAAAAAGAAACACAACUUAAAGCUCUUAAAGUUAAAUAUAACGAGUUAAAUGAACAAUUAGAGGUUUCAAAAAGAACCAUUACUGACAAAGAAGGUGAGUGCAAUGAAAUUGAACAGAGGCUUCAGGACAUUAAACAUGUCCAACAAAAGCACACUGCAGAGAUGGAGGUAUUUUUAAAAAUAAACUCUGAUUUAGAAAAUGAAGUUGCUACGCUGAAAACAUCCCUGCAAAAUACUUGUGAUGAAUGUGAAUUAAUAAAAUCAUCAAAAUUGGCAGUUGAACAAGAGUUAAUUGAAUUUAGAAAACAUUCUGAAGCAACCGAGGAGGAAAAGCUUCACAAAAUAACUGAAAUGGAAGGAAGUAUUCUCGACAAUAAUGUAACAAUUGAAAAACUUACGUUAGAAUUAAGCAAUUUAAAAGCUUAUGAAAUUCAGUUAAAACAAAACCAUGGCAGUGAAAUUUCAAUUCUUAGAGAGACACUUGAAAAGGAGAGUGCAGAUAAAGUGGCUGAAUUCAAAAAGAAAGCUGAAAUGUAUAUAUCUCAAAUAAAGAAGCAGGUUAAAGGUGAAAAUGACACGGUUGUAAAACAGCUCCAGGCAGAUCUUGCAGAAAAGGAGGUAGAAAUUGCUAAACUAAAAGAAACAGGGACUAAGUUAUCAGAAGAAUUGGCAACCAACCACGAAAGCCAUAACCUAGAGAUAAAUAAUUUAAGAGCAGAACUUAACAAAAUUUCAGAAGAAAAUCAACAAGCCAGUGAAAAAAUGCAAGCCGGUUUGAAUGAUUUAGAAACAAAUAUUGACACUCUUAAGUCUGAAAAAUCUGAAUUGAGCACGAGACUACGAGAAGCACAGCUGACAAUAGAAGAAUUAAAUACAGAAAUUGCAUCCCUGAAAUCCAGUUUUGACACAGAAACCCAAAAUGAAUCUGCUAAUAUUGAGCAGUUGGAACUGAGGAUCCAGGAGCAGUCAGCGGAGAUUGAGCUGUUGAAGAAGAGUAAGGCAAUGGAGCUAGAGGACUUGCAGCAGGAGCAUCACUCGAAGGUGAAACAACUGGCCAAGGACUUCAACCAGCAGAUGACAGAGAGGGAAAGACAGUUUGAGCAGCAGCUGGCCCAGGUUAUAGAUCAAAGCACUGUUGAGGAAGACCAACAGCAGCGAGAGAUGAAGGAGCUCCUGUCCGAGGCCCAGCGGGACAUCUACGAGAGAGACGAGAGAAUUGAUGAAAUCAGACUGGAAUACGAGACCAAGCUCAAGGAGAAGGAGAAGAGUCUUCAGGAGCUGGAGUCAAGCCAUCGUCGGUUGAUCACAGAGCUGCAGCAGAGACACGACAUCGAGAUCAUAGAACUCAAGGACACCUGGACCAAAGCUAAGGAGCGUGCAAUCUCUGAGAGAGAGACGAUACAUAAAGAGGAGGUAGACGGUCUGGCACAGGAAUGGCUUACAGAGAGAAAGACUGUUAGUGCCCUGGGGUCAGCUCCCACUACUUAUGAACCACAGGAGCUGCUACACUAUCAUCAGCAGACCAUGGACGUGGUGCAGGCCGGUCUCGGCGUGGGAGAUGUGGGACAUCAGCUGAUACACCUCAACAAGGUCAUAGAGGACAUGAGGGAGAAACACAGAUUGGAGGUCCUAGAGUUGAAAGGAGAGCGUGCCAUGGGAAGGCUGGGGACUCCACUCCUCUCCUUGCCGGCCAAUGGACCCAUAGAGACAGGGGAGGACACUCCUGAGCUGCAGAUAUACAACCUUCGGGCACGAGUGUCUCAGCUGGAGGGAGAGCUGGCUCAGACCCGACUAAGAGAGCGGCAACACUCCGGAAAGGAGAGGAUGCCCCCGUCGAGUCCCGGCUACUUCUCAGAUGGCACACCCACUGGUCCCCUGCUCACUGAACCCACACAACUGGAGUAUUUACGAAAUAUUCUCUACAAGUACAUGAUGGGCGGAGAGAAGAAGACAUUGACCCGAGUGAUAGGCACAGUGGUACAGUUCACCGAAGACCAAAUGAGGCAGCUAUUGGCUAAAGAGGAGAAAAAUAGUUGGCUUCUACCCUCAUAGCGAUGAAAUGUGCCAUGUAUCAUCUGAUAUACGUGCUGAGCGAAAUACACAUAACCGCAGAUGCUUGUAGACGUAAUUAUCCAAUCAGUCGCCCUUUGACGUCAUCGCUGGUGCCUUUGCUUCAUGCAGUCAUCGCCUUGGCCAUCAAUUUUUACUAUAGUUGAUGUCGGUAACUUGUGACCGUGUAAUGUCAUCGUUGAUGUCGCAUUGGGACGUCAUCACUGGCUCCUGUUGGUUUCUGACGGCAUUAUUGAGAUCUUCUUUGUAUUACGUCAUCAUCCGCUAUGUGACUUCGUGACGUCAUCGUUGACUCUAUCGCGUCAUGACGUCAUUAACCACUGUGUCUUUGUUUCGUCUUUACAGUCUGCAUCGCAUCAGACUGCUCUCUCUUCCUGCCAUCUCUACCCGUUAUAAUGGGUACAUUAUUUUGUAAUUUGGUACUGAAUCACCAAAUCAUCCUAGAUAUUUGGUUAUGCUUCCCCUACUCCGCUUUCAGCUUAAUUUAUAUUCACGUAUUGUGCAAUACCUUAUAGUGCCUCUAAGACACGGUUAGUUCAUAUAUCUAGCAUUUUUUUUUUUUUACAUGUGAGAAUUAUCCGAGGUUUAAGGAACAUGUUGACGGCGUAUAAAGUAUCGCAUUUCCCAAUUACAUGAUUAUCUUUACGGUAUUCAUUUUUAUUAAAUGAUUUCUUCAACAAAAUGUAAAUGGUCCGUAGAACAUUUUAGUUUUAUAAUUGUAACCAAGGACACUUUUUGCCAUGCGGUAGUAGUGAUACAAACCAUUAUGGAUGAAAUGUAUUACGGCAAUGCACUCGAACAUUAUUUAUAAUGACACUUUUCAGUGUCUUAAUAUUUUCUUUUAAAUGUGCGCUUUUCAUUCCCACUGGGAAUAUCGGAGUAUCGAUGAAAAGUUAAUUGCCUUGGUUGCAUCUGUUCUUAGGAAUAAAAUGAAAAGUGUAGGGCUACAAGUCACUAAAUGUUCGUGGUUUUAUUGCUCGUGCGCAUAUGGGCAAAUGCCGCCGAUAUGUCCCUUUAACUUGCGUUAGUUUCUUAAGUUAUUUAGUUGUUGAUAUUUUUCGAAUUUUACAUUGUUAAUUGUACAGAUUAUGUACAGAAUUGGUUGUUAAAUGUUGUCGGAACACAUGUAUGUACAUUCCAGGAAAAAAAACGUGUUAUUUGUAUAAUGAAGUAUAUAUAUUUAUCUGAUGAAAUAAAAAUGAUGAAAAUCUC